This is a messenger RNA of Oryzias latipes (Japanese medaka), 3938 nucleotides long. Its product is annotated as oxysterol-binding protein-related protein 7. Gene Ontology annotation, cellular component: perinuclear endoplasmic reticulum; nuclear membrane; cytosol. NCBI's taxonomy places the organism in Eukaryota, Metazoa, Chordata, Actinopteri, Beloniformes, Adrianichthyidae. The record is from RefSeq and is a predicted model, not a curated record. Gene Ontology annotation, molecular function: cholesterol binding.
CUGCUUUCUGCUGAGAAGGGAAGGGAAGGGAAGGGAAGGCAGCACACGGGAGCUGAUCUCCUGCCAAAGCUGGGAAAGUCUCGGUCUGAUUUGUUUGAUAGAAAGAGGCUCUUUGGUGUCAACAGCUGAGAGACUCAGCGUUUGUCAGGCUCCAGGACCACACAGGUGAAGAAUUUAAACCGCGACGCUUCCUCCUCCUUCCUGUUUCUUCCUGUUGUUGAUUGCCAUGAGCUUCUGCCUGUCCUAAAGAAGUUCUCCACCAUGCAAGACUUUCCACAUCACGUUUUACCAAUGGACCCCCAGGUGUGUCCCCCACCUGCUGCCAGCAGCCAAUCACUUCACAGCUACAUGGACAAGUCUGUGGCCAGCACGUUUAAGCCCAGCCACUCGCGGAACAGCAGCACUUGUUCAUCCAAACAGUCAAAAGUGUCUCGUGACUGGGAAGUGAUGGACAGCUUGCAGCAUUCAGACGUUCUCAAGCCCGGAUCCUCUCAGGACCUCAGCAUCCCCGGGAUCUGCGAGGGUUACCUGAUGAAGAGGAGGAAGUAUCCUCUGAAAGGCUGGCAUAGGAGAUACUUCCUACUGGAGAGGGGAAUUCUCAAGUAUUCCAAGACACAGCAGGAUGUUCAAAAAGGAAAGCUCCACGGCUCUCUUGAUAUUAGCCUGGCUGUCAUGUCCGUCAACAAGAAGACCAAACGCAUCGACUUGGAUGCUGGAAACAACCUCUACCACCUGAAGGCAAAGACCAUAGAGAUGUAUUACAUCUGGGUGACCAAGCUGUGUGCCCACCGUGUCUUCAAGAAAAAUGAAGCGAUGAGUGUCCAUCACGGCGUCCUUCACGCUCUGUCCAUGGGCCAGAACUCCCUGCCAGCCAUUGCCACUCUUGCCCACCAGAACAGGGCAAAUCCACCCUACUAUGCCGGCUUCGGGUCGAUGUACCAAGGGGAGCCGCCCAGAGCCGCGCCUGUGGUUUCAGACCCAGCGGUGAACAACAAAGUCUCCGCCUGGCUCCAGCAGACCCACGAUGUUGACGCGACGUCCAACGAGCUGGGCCGGUGCCAGACUGAGCUCGUAGAACUGGCUCAGCUCAUCCAGAGGCUGCAGUGGCUGGAAGGAGGCUUUCCCAUCACCAACACGGACCUGGAGAUGCGCAUCAGCAUGCAGAAUCUCUCGCUUGAGAAACCCAAGAAGAAGAGGGGUUCUGGACACUCCAGGACUUUGUCCCGCGUCGAAGCCAUGGGGGGAGUGUUCACAUCAAGUCACCUCAGCACCAGCUGCAGCAAUCUUACCACAUCCGUGAAGUCCAUCCCAGACUACGUCUACUCCCAGCUGUCCAACCCACAGGUCACGUCACCAGAGGCUAAAAAGCUCCACCAGGACAUCUGCGCCUCGUCCCAGAGAGUCCAUGCCUCUCUGAAGGCCAUCCAUGAAGUCUUGACCAUGGAGAGGGAGAGACUGAGGCAGGCUUGGACUGGGCCGGACCUCCGGCAGAACACCUCGCAGCAGCUUGCAACGCUGUGCAGCACGAUGUCUGAGCUUGAAGUUCAGUCCCGUCUGACCAAAGUCCACUCAUUCUCCCUGUCCUCUGACUCUUCUGAAGAAUCCUUCUGCACUGUCCGUCUGGACCAGGCACCCAUGGCCCGUCCGCCCUCUGUGGCAGAGUCCUUGGCCGAAUACUUUGAUGCCAGCGAGGUGAUUGUGUGCGAGACUUCCUCCGAGGCCGAGGCGUCAGACGAGUCGGGCCUUAGCGACAUCACCACCACCAGCACCUCGGAGCCUGAGGAGGGCCACUCUGCUGCCACCAUCAGCUACAGAGCCAGCGUGAAGAGUGCAACACACAAACCCAUCCUGGCCCAAACCAGCAGUGGGCGUAGGACCACCAUCCCUGCCCCCUCAGCAGACAACAGCCACAUCGGGAUCAUGACCAUUCUCUACAACAACAUUGGGAAGGACCUGUCUAGAGUGUCCAUGCCCGUUCUCCUCAACGAGCCGCUGUGUUUGCUGCAGAGGCUUAGUGAAGAACUGGAGUACUCUGAGCUGCUGGACAUGGCCAACCACAUUGACGAUCCUUAUGAGAGAAUGGUUUAUGUUGCAGUGUUCUCCAUCUCUGGUUACGCCUGGGCAUCCUGGAGGAAUCGCUACAAACCCUUCAACCCUGUCCUUGGAGAGACCUAUGAGAAUGUGAGAGAGGACAGAGGGUUCCACUUCAUCAGCGAGCAGGUCUCCCAUCACCCCCCCAUCUCAGCGUGUCAUGCAGAGUCUGAGAAUUUUACUUUCUGGCAAGAUCAAAGAUGGAAGAACAAGUUUUGGGGGAAGUCUGUAGAGAUCAUCUCCUCCAGUCCAGUCAAUGUUGUCCUCCCCAGAUAUGGGGAUCACUAUGAAUGGAACAAGGUUGUCACCUGCAUUCAUAACGUGCUGAGUCAGCAGCGCUGGUUGGAGCAUUACGGCGAGGUGAUCAUCAAAAACACAAAGAGUGACGUGUGCACCUGCAAGAUUACAUUCGUCAAGUCUCGUUACUGGGGCUCAGACGGCGGUAAAAACGAGGUGCAGGGCGUGGUUCUGGACAAGGCUGGGGAGGUGGUCCAUCGCUUUGGAGGCCUCUGGCAUGAAGGCAUUUUUUGUGACACUUUGUCUACACCCAAGUGCCUCUGGAAACCUAACGUGCAGCCGGACGACCACUUCCAGUUCUACGGCUUCUCGCGGUACGCCCGGGAGCUGAAUGAGCUCACUCCAGACCUGAAGGAGGUUCUGCCCCCGACUGACACGCGGUUCCGGCCAGACCAGAGGCUCCUGGAAGAGGGGAAAGUGGCGGAAGCUGACAAAAAGAAGGAUGAGGUGGAGGAAAAGCAACGAACCAGGAGGAAGGAGAUGGCCAAGAGGGGGGAGGAGCAUAUCCCGCGGUUCUUCAAGAAAGCCAUCGACGCCGCCGGCACAGAGACGUGGCUGUUUAACGGCACCUACUGGAAGCUCCGUAAAGAGCCAGGCUUCUCCAAGACUGAAAACCUGGACCUGUGGUAGAACCGCACGGCUGCAUUCAUGUCUGGUUGCAUCGAAUGCCGUUGAGACAUGAGAGCAAGCCUGGUAGACGGGUAACUGACGUCACUGUUUUCAGAUGCAUGAAUGAUCCUCUUUGUGUGCUGGAGGACUUGUACCAGGUAUAGAGGUGAGAUGCUACAAAGAUGAGCAAAUGUUCACCAACAUCCUCCUCCCCUUCUGGCUGUUGCUGCCUGUGAUGUCAAACCAUAUUUUAACGCUUCCUCUGUCCAGCUCUUUAUUUGCCAUCUCAGAAACCUGCAUGUAAAUCCGGUUCUGCCGGCUGGAGCCUCUGUCUGUCUGUAUGUGUCUGUUUCUGUGGGAUGAAUGACAGAAUUCAUGUUUAGCUGAUUUUGGUUUUUAACGUGGAUGCAUUUAUCACGAAUGCCUGUCUGGGUGCAGCUGUGAUGGAUUUCAGAAUAGUCUAUUCUAAAAAAAGACGGGUUGGGUGACGGUGGAGACCAGGCGAACUGGUUCUGCAUAUUUUCCCUCCGUGCGCAUCACUGUAGGAACUUGGUAAAGUUAGUGUGCUUUAAAUUAGUUCUCAAAGUGAUGAUCAGAAUGUUGGAACCAGCUUUUUGAGACCAGCAGCCUCUGACCUGAAAAACCUGAAAGACCGGGAGUGCACCACUUUUUUUUUCCCUCCAUGACGGCGGUUUUUAUUGUCACCAAUAGAUUUAUACAGAAGAAAAGACUUUAGUGUUAUUUUUUUCUCCCAAAUAAAAUGUUUCGUAAGCACUAUUUUUUUGUCUAACUAAAUGAAUGCUGCUUUUUAAAAAAAACUGCAUUAGUCAAGUUCCAGUCUGCUCUUAAUGCCAUCAAAGCCAUAAACCUGAUCUGCUCAGUGGAUGCUGUUGUCAAAGGUAUAACCUAUUUAAGUAAAUAAAAUAUUGCCCAAAAAUCCA